Molecule: messenger RNA, 2759 nt
Organism: Hippocampus comes (tiger tail seahorse)
Lineage: Eukaryota; Metazoa; Chordata; Actinopteri; Syngnathiformes; Syngnathidae
Product: somatostatin receptor type 5
Exons: 1
Coding region: 1645-2643 (332 amino acids)
Biological process (GO): cellular response to glucocorticoid stimulus; neuropeptide signaling pathway; regulation of insulin secretion
Cellular component (GO): neuron projection; plasma membrane
Molecular function (GO): neuropeptide binding; somatostatin receptor activity
Source: RefSeq, a predicted model, not a curated record
ACAACAUUACACACAUGGAAAGCGAACUCGCAUGAAAAUUUGCGGUUGACCUUGUGUUGUUUUCAGCUAAAUCUGCAAAUUGCUUUUUCCACCUCUUCCCAUCUGGAAACACAACGUGAUCACCAUUUGAUGAAUACAUCAGAUGUUCAUGUGAUUAUGAUUCUAUUUGCAAAAUGUCACCGGCAUACAAAUUAAGGAAGGAAUAUGGGUUUUUUUUUCUCCUUUGAUUAAUGAAACAGACUUUAAUCUCAACCUUUGCCGGUGUCUUCCUUUGCUGCAGGCUGUGUUCUAAAAGCAUGAGAUGAAUGCCAGAAUGACACCAAAGUGAAAUAUCGCCCAUGAAAUAUGAAGCACCUCCACAGUGUUUUGCGGGAUGAUUAAUAGGGGAUAUCGAGGUGGGCCACAUUGUAUGAAAUGUUGGCAGCAAAGCCACGGCCUAAUCAGCGUCAACUCCAAAGGCAUUUUUUUCCUCACUUCACUGGAACUUGUUGCCGGUUCGGAAAAACGUCUCCAUAAAUCUUCUGAUGAAUGAGCCCCCGAGACGGUUUAGAGAAGUGUUAAGUGUCUUUGGAAUCGCAUCCCAUUCUGGAUAAACACUUACGGCAUGGGAAAUAAUUGGCCGGCUCGGUUAUUUUGUGGAAUUUAGAUGGGCGGACACUCCAGAGGAUUUCUGGGGGUAUUCCAGCUAUGCGUGUCAGAGUGGCAACAGGAUGGAGGUCAUCGCUCAUUCAUGGUCUUUAAUCGUAGCCCCCCCCCCCCUUUACUUUUCACUUCCUCUGCUUGUGGCCAUCCUUUCCCGAACCGCUCAUAUCGACACGGUUUUAGAACAUCCCCACCCCCCCAAGCAAAACAACACAAGGCGGUCAAAGACGCAAGAAAACGGCAUCCCAUGUCAAAUGUCACGACAACAAAAAGUCCUGAGAAAACAGACGCGAGACACUUCGUUCCCGCGUGGGGAUUUACUCGAGUGAGCUCGCGAUGGUAUCUAUGUGUGCGUGUGCCCCCCCACAACCCCGCGCCCCCAGCCUAAAGCUAUGAGCUUAAGGGGUGGAGUGCAUGGAGACAUAAUAGAUAGAAGGGAGGCUGUGUGUGAAGUAAACAGAAGCAGAGGGAGGACAAGGGGGGGAAAAAAAAAAGUUAUGAAAACAAGAGUAUGGGAGCAGAUGGGUUUUACCUUGGAAACAAGCAUUACAGCAGAGAACCUAGGGGGGGGGCUCAGGGGGGGCUUCAGCCAAGCUGGACUUUAUCACAGCCUCUGGAGACUGAUGAACAAGGGGGUGGACGAGUUCCAGGCACACACAAGCACACAGCAGCGCUCGUCACACACCGUGGGGGGAAGAUAUAUAAAAAGAGCUCCCAGGGAGAAAGUGCGGCCAGUGAAGCAUCCGUCCUGUUCAUUUGAAGGGUGUUCACGCAAAGGCCCUUGGGUGCUGCGGACGAGUAUACGUUUUUCUUUUUGGGGAAAAAAAAUAAAAGCGGCGAGCGGAUGAGGGGAUGCUGAAGAGUAGCCAAAGCUUGAUUUGAUCUUUUUUUUUUUUCCUUUGGGUCUUUCACCUUCCAUCUGAGUGCUUUCUAUUUUGAGAGGUGAGAGAAAGUUAUGCAGGCGCGCUGACGGCGACGACUUGGGUUUUCGUUUCACGCAGAAUGGAAGCGGAUAUCGACAACUGGACUUCUGUGGAUGAACGCUUUGACUUCAAGGAGCGUAUUGAUGGUUUCGGUGUCCUCAUGGCCAUUCUCUAUCUUGCGGUGUGCAUCGCGGGGCUCGCCGGGAACUCGCUGGUUAUCGUCGCCGUUUUGAAACUGGACAAAAUGUCGUCGGCCACCACGGUGUACAUUUUCAACCUGGCGCUCGCCGACGGACUCUUCAUGGUCGGGCUCCCGUUUAUCGCGAGUCAGAACUUUCUGAGCCGCUGGCUGUUUGGCGACGCGGCGUGCAAAGUGGUCAUGGUGCUGGACGGCAUCAACCAGUUCACCAGCGUCUUCUGUCUGACCGUGAUGAGCAUCGACCGCUACAUGGCGCUGGCCGACCCACUAAGGUUCGCCUCCUGGAGGACGCCACGUUGCGCCAAGAUCGUUUCGGCCUUCUUGUGGCUUUUUUCCAUCCUCGCCAUCCUCCCCAUGGCGCUUCAUUUCUCUGCGGAUCGAGGCCUGUGCAUCCCGGACCUCGUUUCGGAAAUGUGGUGGCUGGGCGUCCUGUCUUACACCUUCGUCUUGGGUUUUGCGUUGCCGUUCACCAUCAUGAGCGCCUCGUAUACGGCCUUGCUGCUCACCCUGAGGUCACAGCGGCUCCGGGCCACCGUGGCCGAUCGUGAGAAUCGCCGGCCGGAGCGGCAGGUCACCAAAAUGGUGGUGGCCGUGGUGGUCGUGUUCGCUUUGUGCUGGUUGCCGUUUUACACCGUCAACUUUUGCUCCAUGUAUCAAUCCAACCCUAACUUUGCGCGGGUGUUCGAGUUCUUGGUCUUGCUGUCGUAUUCGUGGAGCUGCGCCAACCCCAUCCUCUACACCUGCCUCUCGGAGACCUUCAGGAAGCACUUCCGGGCGCUCCUCUGUUCGGGCGCCAAGUCUUCUCCCAGCAUGCAAUGCAACACCGAGCAGUAUGACCUAAAUGUCACAGGAUUGCAGGAUGUCACUAUUCUGGCAUAGGGAGACGAUGUCCAAACUACUCCAUUUCUUGUAAUGUACAACUGUGCACACAUUUGAGAGUGAGUAUUAAAAAAAAUAUAUAUAUAUAUAUAUAUAUAUAUAUAUAUAUGCCUCCA